Molecule: messenger RNA, 447 nt
Organism: Dictyostelium purpureum
Lineage: Eukaryota; Evosea; Eumycetozoa; Dictyosteliales; Dictyosteliaceae
Exons: 2
Coding region: 1-447 (148 amino acids)
Biological process (GO): cell redox homeostasis; cellular response to oxidative stress
Cellular component (GO): cytoplasm
Molecular function (GO): thioredoxin peroxidase activity
Source: RefSeq, a predicted model, not a curated record
AUGGGUUUAUUAAAAGCUGGAUCAAUUGCACCUGAUUUUAUAUGUAAAAAUCAAGAUGGAGUUGAUGUAAAACUAAAAGAUUUCUCUGAUAAACCUCUUGUAAUGUUCUUUUUUCCCUCAAAUAUUGGUAUGAUAUGUACCCGUGAAAAUAUUGAAUUCAAAGAAAACUAUCAAAAAUUUAUUGAUGCAAAUUGUCAUGUUGUGGGAAUUAGUGGUGAUAAAAUUAAAAAACAAAAAAAAUUCCAUUGUAAAAAUGAUCUCCCAUUUCCCUUAUUAAUUGACCGAAAAAGAAAGAUUGAAAAAGCAUUUGGUGCCCAUUUUAGUAGAGCUACAUUUGUUAUACAUAAUGGAGAAAUUGUACUCAGUCAUUUAACCCAUUGGUUCACAUCAAAAUCUCACAUUGAAGAAUCAUUAAAGGUUGUAGAAUUUCUAAAUGGGAAUAAAUAA